Molecule: messenger RNA, 403 nt
Organism: Penaeus vannamei (Pacific white shrimp)
Lineage: Eukaryota; Metazoa; Arthropoda; Malacostraca; Decapoda; Penaeidae
Source: RefSeq, a predicted model, not a curated record
GGGCUGUGCGAGGAGGCCGGGCGAGAACACCUCCUCGUCCUCCUCGCUGAUGGCGCGGCACAGGUACCGCUCGCGGUCCAGGGAGUCGAAGCGGAACACGUCGCUCUGGACGGCGCGGGGCGAGCGCGCGGUGCCGGCGCUGCCGCAGCUGCUGCUGGUGCUGCUGGUGCUGCUGCUGCCGCCCUCGCCCGAUCUGUGCACCUGGAUGACCCCAGGCGACCUCUGCUGCUGCUGGGCCUCUGGCAGGGGGCUGGUGCCUCCCUCCCUGGGCCCUCCUUGGCGAGGGCGGCGUGUCCACCUUCAUGGCCUCUUGGCCGGUCUCGUCCUGGACUGUGACCCUGGGGCUGAGGCCGGGGCUGAGGCCGGGACUAAGCCCUGGGCUGAGGCCGGGGCUGAGGCCGGG